UUUGAGACCUCUUUUUCUCCCCUACACAUGAAACCCUCCUCCACUCCGCUCUUCUUCCUCCUCUCCAGUUUAUGUAUCCCCUUUAUAAUCUUCUUUAUCCAGCCGGCUCUUCUUCUUCUUCUUCUGUGGUCGUCUCCUCCCUCCCAGCUGCUCCGGGAUCAGCUGCACGCCGGACGGAUCUGUGUCUCCAGCUGUGUGGAUCCAGUCCUGCAGACAGACAAGCAGGCAGGCAGGCAGGCAGGCAGGCAGAGAGGCAGGGUCGGCCAUGUUGUUGUGUGGGGGUUGAUGUAAGUUUAGUAGUAGGAAGUGAAGAAGCGACAAAGGGCUGGGACACUUCAGGAUCUCACUUUUCCUCCUCUCCUCUCCGCUGUCAUGCUGCUGCUGGUUUCUGUGUCUGCUCCGCCGCCUCCGCCAUCCGCACAGCCUGCAACACUUGCGCUGCUUUGAUUUAACUUCAGCACUAAAAAAAAACAAAAAACAAACAAACAAAAAAAAAAACCUCACCACAGUUUGAUGGAUGAAGUGAGAAUGAAGGAGGCUCGGUCCCGGUUGGAAUAACUCGGGAUUUUUCUAUUUCCGGAUUUCACGAGGGGAGGUGAAGAAAACGGGAGAAAUCGCAGAAGAGGAACGCGGAUUUGAGAAGCAGGGUGAGACGAUGGGCUGCAUAAAGAGCAAAGAGGACAAAGGCACGACAAUGAAGUAUCGGCAGGAAAACUCCACGGGAUCAGACCCAAACGCCAUCGCCACAACGCCUCACGUCGGCCAUUACGGACCUGAUCCCACCCAGCUCCAGCAGAAUCCGCCUACCUCCUCGUCAUCGGGCUCCGGGGGUGCAAGCUUCAACCACACCCUCACGCCGUUUGGAGGCUCCUCGUCUGCCAUUACUCCCUUUGGAGGGGCGUCGUCCUCUUUCUCCGGCCCCGUGUCCAACUCUUUCUCUGGUGCCGUCUCCAGUGGCGUCACUUUCUUUGUGGCCUUGUACGACUAUGAAGCUAGAACAUCAGAUGAUCUUUCAUUCAAAAAAGGAGAUCGCUUCCAAAUCAUCAACAACACAGAGGGAGACUGGUGGGAGGCUCGCUCCAUCAACACGGGGAGGAAAGGUUACAUCCCGAGCAAUUGUGCCCCUGCAGACUCCAUCCAGGCUGAAGAGUGGUACUUUGGUAAGAUGGGACGCAAAGACGCUGAGAGGCUGCUGCUGAAUCCAGGGAACAAUCGAGGAACGUUCCUGGUGCGAGAAAGUGAAACUACUAAAGGUGCUUACUCUCUCUCCAUACGGGACUGGGAUGAUGCCAAAGGAGACAACGUGAAGCACUACAAGAUCCGCAAGCUGGACAGCGGGGGAUACUACAUCACCACGCGAGCACAGUUCGAUACAUUACAGAAGCUUGUCAAACACUACACGGAACACGCUGACGGGCUCUGCCACCGGCUGACCACCGUUUGUCCCACGGUCAAGCCUCAGACCCAAGGGCUGGCUAAAGACGCCUGGGAGAUUCCUCGAGAGUCCCUGCGACUGGAGCUCAAACUGGGCCAAGGCUGCUUUGGAGAGGUCUGGAUGGGCACGUGGAACGGCACCACAAAGGUGGCCAUAAAGACGCUGAAGCCGGGCACCAUGUCCCCAGAGGCCUUCCUGCAAGAGGCUCAGAUCAUGAAGAAGCUGAGGCACGACAAACUGGUGCCUCUUUAUGCUGUGGUGUCCGAGGAGCCCAUUUAUAUCGUCACAGAGUACAUGGCUAAAGGAAGCCUGCUUGACUUCCUCAAAGAGGGUGAUGGAAAGUUUCUGAAGCUCCCAUUGUUGGUGGACAUGGCUGCACAGAUUGCAGACGGCAUGGCUUUUAUCGAGAGGAUGAACUACAUCCACAGGGACCUGCGUGCUGCCAAUAUUCUUGUGGCCGACAACCUGGUGUGCAAGAUCGCUGACUUUGGUUUGGCCAGGUUGAUAGAGGACAAUGAGUACACAGCCAGACAAGGAGCCAAAUUCCCCAUUAAAUGGACGGCCCCCGAGGCCGCUCUCUACGGCCGCUUCACCAUCAAGUCAGACGUCUGGUCCUUUGGGAUCUUACUCACCGAGCUGGUCACCAAAGGCAGAGUGCCCUACCCGGGGAUGGUGAACCGAGAGGUACUGGAGCAGGUUGAGCGAGGCUAUCGCAUGCCCUGCCCCCAGGGCUGCCCCGAGUCCCUGCACGAGAUGAUGAAGCUGUGCUGGAAGAAGGAGGCGGACGAGAGGCCGACGUUCGAGUACCUCCAGUCCUUCCUGGAGGAUUACUUCACCGCCACAGAGCCACAGUACCAACCCGGAGAGAACCUAUAGCCUGCCUGGACGCCUGGAAGUGGACGCGGUUAUUGAAAGAAGGAAAAACAAGAGCUCUUAAUUAUUCACUUGAUCAGAAACUAGACUAAACCACUACUUGCUCAACCACAUAUUUUUGGCUCUCAUCGUCCGCCAUCAUUUCAUCUUUUUGUUUUUCAUUCAUGGUACCACACGUCUGACCAAUGGGUUUUACCACCGUGCACGAUUAACGACUGUUUUUCAUUUUUAAAUCCAUUGUAAACACCCCACAUGUGGGACUCUUUGUGGUGAACACAGUAUGUCGCUGUGAAAUAAGCUGUGAUAAUCCCUCGCAUUAGAAAAAACCCCAUCACAGAGUCCCAAAUGUUGGGCUUUUGUUGGGGUUUCAUGUGGUGAUCUCACACUACAUUUGCCUUCCAAAUUGCUUUCUUUUGUGGUGGAUUGGUAAAUUAUGCAUUAAUGCAAUUAAUUAUUAAGAGAGAUAAUAUAUUAGACUAAUGGGGAGAAGCUCUCAGGGGACUAACGGUCCAUUUAACGGUGAUUAUUUAACAGAAAAUCCCACACAGCUUGACUUUACUUACAUUCCGCUACAGUGCAGUUCUUGUGUUUUUGCAAAUGGAUGAAAGGACUGUGACAUGAUUUUUAAUGCCUUCCUCAUCUUUGACUGUAUAUUUUUUUUUUCUAUGUUCCUUUGCUCUAACAUUUGAUUCAUAUCACUCAGACAUGGAUUUAUAGCUCCCGUUGACGAUUGUUACGACUCUCCAUCAUCCUCCAGAAAUCUCUUUUUAAGUCUUCUUAUCACAAAGCCAUAAUUCUUUCUGCACCACACUGGCCCGGGUUGUGUAAUCUCACUGUGAUCACCCGCUCUGACACAUGCUUACAUAAAGACGCUCUGGUUGAUGUGUCAGUGAGUUAAAGAGUGAUGAAACACGUGGACGUGUGGCUCUUUGCCAAACCACAACGACACCUAAGGAAACGUCUGCCAGCCGAGGAUGCAGGACUGGCUGUCAAAGUUCUUUCUAUGAGUGGAAAUCAUGAACAAAUCCACCGGGGGGAAAAAACAGACUUUAAAAGCACUUAGGACUCUUUUGUGUUCAUGCAUCUCCGCAAAGACUAUUUGUACUGCAAUGAUCGCCCUUUUUUUACAGUGAUUUUUACCUUUGCAUUUGUGUGGACUAAUUUGGGACAGUGUUAUGAUGCAAAUUCACGCCCGAACUUGUAAAGAAGGGCUUUGUGUAAUAUAGAAAUCCUCAUUUUGAAAAGAUUAUGAACAAAAAUGAGAAAAACUGCAAAUUAUAUUUGGGUGGGAAGAAGUGGGUUGAGUCCUGAUCGGGGAGUUUGUACAAUAAAAGACAUGAUUUUA
Labrus bergylta (ballan wrasse) is the source of this 3653-nucleotide messenger RNA. Its product is annotated as tyrosine-protein kinase yes-like. NCBI's taxonomy places the organism in Eukaryota, Metazoa, Chordata, Actinopteri, Labriformes, Labridae. Gene Ontology annotation, cellular component: extrinsic component of cytoplasmic side of plasma membrane. Gene Ontology annotation, molecular function: signaling receptor binding; non-membrane spanning protein tyrosine kinase activity; ATP binding. The record is from RefSeq and is a predicted model, not a curated record. Gene Ontology annotation, biological process: cell differentiation; innate immune response; protein phosphorylation.